UAGUUUCACACACAGACACAAGUGUUGACAAGGGCAAAAAGCUCAAACUUGCGUGAGUUUAAAUCAACCUGCUGCUUGAAUAUCUGUGCGUUGAGUGGGCAGCUUUGCCUCACGCGUCUGUGUUUCUGUUUGAGAGGGGCGUGUUUCUGCUAUUCAUAGUUGUGAGAACCUCAGAGGUCUAUUAGAGGUCAGUGUGAGUCCUUCUAAUAGCAACUGCUGCAGCCAAGGGCCUGUCAGAUAACUGUACCUCUCCUCCUCUGGACACAGUCUGGACCUUUUUCUUUUAUAAUCACACUGUGGGACUGAUCCGUGCAGAACAGUCAUGCAGGCUCAGGAGGUCCUGAGACAGCUGCGGAUUCCCGAGCUGGAUGAUUUUCGGCAGUAUGUGCGCGGCUUUCCAACCAAUGCACUCAUGGGCGUGGGAGCCUUCGCCGCCAUCACCGGCUACUGGUUCGCCACGCGGCCGAAAGCCCUCAAACCGCCCUGUGACCUCGGGCUGCAGUCCCUGGAAAUGCCAGGUGGAGAGCGUGCACGGAGGUCAGUACUGAACGACGAUGAUGAGCACGUAACACACUACUACAGCGAUGCAUGCACAAUGUACGAGGUGUUCCAACGAGGGAUCCGAGUAUCGAAUAAUGGUCCUUGUCUAGGAUCAAGGAAACCCAACCAGCCCUAUGAGUGGCUGACUUAUAUAGAGGUGGCAGACAGAGCGGAGCACAUCGGCUCUGCUCUCCUUCACAGAGGACACUCUCACACAGGAGACAAGUAUAUUGGCAUCUUUUCCCAGAACAGGCCAGAGUGGACCAUUUCAGAGUUGGCCUGUUACACGUACUCCAUGGUGGCAGUUCCCUUGUACGACACACUCGGCACAGAGGCCACCGGCUACAUUAUUGAUAAAGCCGCCAUCUCAACCGUGAUCUGCGAUUUGCCCGAGAAGGCUCGGAUGAUUCUGGACUGCGUCAGCGGGAAAGGGCGGACGGUGAAGACGAUUGUGCUCUUUGAGGCGUUUGAUGGCGAGCUGGUGACCCGUGGACAGGAGUGUGGCGUUGAGAUUCUGAGCUUGAAGGAGUUUGAGGCCCUGGGUGCAGCCAACCUCCAGAAACCAGUGCCUCCUAAACCAGAGGACCUCGCACUCAUCUGCUUCACAUCUGGAACCACAGGAAACCCAAAAGGUGCAAUGCUCACUCAUGGAAAUGUAAUCUCCAACACUGCAGCUUUCAUUAAAAUCACACAGGUACACUGCAUGCUGACCCUCCAUGAUAUUCAUGCAUCCUAUCUCCCCCUAGCUCACAUGUUUGAGAGGGUGGUACAGGGUGUCAUCCUCAUCCACGGGGCCCGAAUCGGCUACUUCCAAGGGGACAUCCGACUUUUGAUGGACGACUUGAAAAUGCUGCAGCCAACAGUGUUCCCUGUGGUCCCACGUCUCCUGAACCGCAUGUUUGACAAGGUGUUCAGUCAGGCCAACACGCCGCUGAAGAGAUGGCUGCUCGAUUUUGCUUUCAAGAGGAAGGAGGCGGAGCUUAAAAGUGGUGUGGUCAGAAAGGACAGCAUGUGGGACAAAAUCAUCUUCAAAAAAGUUCAGGCGAGUCUGGGUGGUCGUGUCAGACUCAUCAUCACAGGAGCAGCCCCGGUGUCUCCCACCAUCCUGACGUUCCUCCGAGCUGCACUGGGCUGUCAGUUUUAUGAAGGUUACGGACAGACUGAAUGCACCGCCGGGUGCACCAUGUCGAUGCCCGGGGACUGGACAGCAGGUCAUGUUGGGCCUCCUCUGCCGUGCAAUGCUGUCAAACUGGUGGAUGUGGCAGAAAUGAACUACCUGGCAGCCAAUGGAGAGGGAGAGGUGUGUGUCAAAGGACCAAAUGUUUUCCUUGGAUACCUGAAAGAUCCCGAGAAAACGUCAGAGGCGAUCGACGAGGAUGGAUGGCUGCACACAGGAGACAUUGGAAAAUGGCUUCCUAACGGCACUCUGAAGAUUACAGACAGAAAGAAGCACAUUUUUAAGCUGGCACAAGGAGAAUACAUCGCCCCUGAGAAAAUAGAGUGUGUGUAUAGUCUCAGUGAUCCAGUGGCUCAGAUAUUUGUUCAUGGCGACAGCUUACAGGCUUGUCUGGUUGGGAUAGUGGUACCUGAUCCUGACUUUUUACCUAUGUGGAUCAAGAAAAAAGGGAUUGAAGGCUCUUACUCUGAACUUUGCAAAAACAAGGAUGUGAAGAAAGCCAUUCUGGAGGACAUCCUGAGGUUGGGCAAAGACGCAGGACUCAAGUCUUUUGAGCAGGUGAGAGAUAUUGCGCUACAUACUGAGCUGUUUUCUGUCCAGAACGGCCUGUUGACGCCCACCCUGAAGGCUAAGAGGGCUGAGCUGCGGAGCCACUUCAGAGAGCAAAUUGAUGAACUCUAUGCCAAAAUUAAGAUGUAAAUUCGGAUCAAGGAGUACAUUAGGGAAGGUGACAACCAUUUAGAGUACACAGCUAGAACCAAGUUGUAAAUUAAGGGGGAUUUCCUGAGAUUACAAAUCUUAGUUUGAAGUAUCUAUUGUCCCCGCUUCAUCUGGUAACGUACCACUGAAUUUUUCAUUCUGUCACUGACUAAUUACUUCAGAUUAUGCCAUUAUGUGACUGGUAUAACUUACCUAAGAGUAAGUGUUAAAAAUACAAAGGGGAAAUGACUUACUCAUGCCUUAAACUGCCAUUACGUCUGACUACUUCAGUCAGAAAGAAAAAAACAUUUGACAGUUUUUUUAUUCUUGGGAGCCACAGAAAAAAAAUAUAUAAAUAUGCUUUUACAACAUUGACUAUUUAUAUACCAGAUUAUUUAAUGUUUUGGUCUAUUUAAGUUGGUAUUUAAUGUAAUCAUUAAACCUGUAAAUAGUGUAUCUGCUGAUGCAGAGUAUUGUGCCUGAUACUCUGUAGUUGUAAUUUCCUGCAUUCCCAUGUUUCUCAAUCCUGAAGGACUGAUAAAUCUGUAUUAGUGCACAAUUUAGUCAAUGGCUUAUUGGGAAUCAUGUUGCUUGAGUUUUUGUGCCUUUUUUGGUUGUUUUUGUCUUCUUUUAACCUGCACAGAAAAUAUUGAAUGCUACUUCCAGUUCCUGCUUCUGGAUGUUCAAAUUUCAGUGCCACAGGUUGCAGGAUAAAGCUGCA
Molecule: messenger RNA, 3137 nt
Organism: Centropristis striata (black sea bass)
Lineage: Eukaryota; Metazoa; Chordata; Actinopteri; Perciformes; Serranidae
Gene: acsl1a
Product: acyl-CoA synthetase long chain family member 1a
Exons: 21
Coding region: 323-2416 (697 amino acids)
Biological process (GO): long-chain fatty acid metabolic process; very long-chain fatty acid metabolic process; long-chain fatty-acyl-CoA biosynthetic process
Cellular component (GO): membrane; endoplasmic reticulum
Molecular function (GO): arachidonate-CoA ligase activity
Source: RefSeq, a predicted model, not a curated record